AUUGUUUCUAAAUCUUUUUUUUUCUUUAGUGCUGGAAGGACAGGUCUUUUUGUCAUGCUAGAUAACAUUAUACAACAACGCGAAGAAGGAAAAACUGCGGAUUUAUAUAACACUGUGUAUGACAUGCAUACACUUUGGCCACAAAUGGUGCAAACAGAGGAGCAGUAUAUCUUCUUGCAUCAGUGUGUACUGGAUCUAAGUACAACUGAAAAUGAAAAUCUGAAAAUUUACAAUGAGAUAAACGAGGAUCCCGUCUAUGGAAUGAUAGACAAACCUGGAUACAAAGAGAGCCAGUCAUCAUGAA
Molecule: messenger RNA, 304 nt
Organism: Pelobates fuscus (common spadefoot toad)
Lineage: Eukaryota; Metazoa; Chordata; Amphibia; Anura; Pelobatidae
Product: receptor-type tyrosine-protein phosphatase eta-like
Exons: 2
Coding region: 55-303 (82 amino acids)
Biological process (GO): protein dephosphorylation
Molecular function (GO): protein tyrosine phosphatase activity
Source: RefSeq, a predicted model, not a curated record